Messenger RNA from Diprion similis, 1128 nucleotides. RefSeq lists its product as uncharacterized. Gene Ontology annotation, cellular component: cytosol. The transcript is spliced from 5 exons. NCBI's taxonomy places the organism in Eukaryota, Metazoa, Arthropoda, Insecta, Hymenoptera, Diprionidae. The record is from RefSeq and is a predicted model, not a curated record. Gene Ontology annotation, biological process: deoxyribonucleotide biosynthetic process. The coding region runs from base 1 to 1128 and encodes 375 amino acids. Gene Ontology annotation, molecular function: ribonucleoside-diphosphate reductase activity, thioredoxin disulfide as acceptor.
AUGUUCACUGGAAAAGGAUCCCCUUUAUUUAAAUUUGAUCCGAGAAGAUAUAAAGAUGAGACUACUUGCCGUUCAAAUGACUCUAAGUUGAAAAAUGGAUCGACAUUGAAAGAUUCCAAGUUGCGGCAAUUUGAUUUGCCUUUAUAUCGUUACAACGCCAAGAAAUCUUAUCUUUCAUCGGCACUAUGGUACGACAGCGAGGAAGGAGUAUCAGAUGUAUACGACGCCGACGCUGCCGGUGCAGAUCGCGGAUUCAUCGAACGCAAACGGAUCAUGAGCAAUGCCCGUACCGUUGAUCUCAUUGGUCAUCUACACUGCGACGUAUUCAAUCAAGACAAAUUUUUACUCAACGGUGUGGAACUGCGUCUUCGCCUCGUGAGAUCGAGAGAUAGCUUUUGCAUCAUGGAAGCCGAAAAUCGCCACAAGCUACACAUCCUGGAAACUUCGCUGCUCGUUCGUCGGGUGAAGAUCAGCCCCGGAAUCUUGUUGGCGCAUGCACGGACACUAGCCAAAGGUACAGCAAAAUACCCCGUGACCAGAGUCGAGGUGAAAUCCUUUACCAUACAUGCAGGAGUACAAGCAGAAGCACUGGACAAUGUGAUACUCGGUCAGCUACCGAAACGAGUGAUAAUCGGAUUUGUCAGCAAUAAAGCCUUCAACGGAGACCGACAACGCAAUCCAUUCAAUUUUCAAAACUACUCUCUGAAUUUUCUCUCGUUGUACGUCGACGGAGUGCAAGUUCCAUCGAAACCGCUACAGAUGAACUUUGGCAAAGACGAUCUCUACGUGGACGCCUAUCACACCCUCUUCUCCGUUCGCCAAAGAAAAUUGUCUAAUUCUAAAAAUCUGGCAUUUGAUUUAACUCCCGAUCUCUUCGCCAACUGUCCGUCUCACUGGUCGCUCAUUAAACACGGAACUCUCAGGGUCGAAGUGCGCUUUGACGAAGCCCUCAAAGAAACUUGGAUGCUGCACGUCAGGUCAUUACAGAUUUUUCGGGGUAAGAGUUACUCCUCUCCCAUCUCGGGCGCUGUCGCGACACAGCAGGUGGUGACUUCCGCUAGAGGGGACGCGCUCACUCCUCAACUCCAACGUCUUCAAGGGGAGCAUCAGGCCAGUUGGAGACAUUGA